UCGGAGCCUCCCUCUCCAGCAGCUCUUCGUUGUUCAAAUUCCACUCACCGCAAAAAGGACAAGGGCACUCAGUUUUGCAGACAAGGACAAGGACUUUGCUUUGCUGAAAAUAUUCCCACCCACAAAGUCGAAAGGAUAUUUUCAGAGAGAGUGAAACAAAACUGAGUAACUGGGAAAAAUGUGGAAGCGAGUGGUAUCAGCUCCAUCAGCGCAGCUCCAAACCCUUGCCUCAACCUCAGGCUCGCAUAGAUCCUCAUGUAUCAGACACAUCUUUCGACUCCUCAUCUUCUCACCAUCUUCCUCUUCAAUGUUGCCGUAUCAGCGUUCCGGUGCUCUCUCCUGCACCCACGCCACCUUUACUUCCUAUUCCAGUGCAUCUGCAUUUGCUAUGGGUCAUGAACAUGAGGAAGUUGAGGCAGAGCAUCAGAGUAGGAUCAAUACAUAUAAUCAGAGUGGAAGUGAUAGUGGGUAUUCUGGUCAAAAUAGUUGGCAGUUGCAGCAGAAACUAAAUGGGUCUUUUGCGGAUGGUUCACGGGAUCCCAAGCAGAGCUCAAAUCAGUACAAUCAGAGUUACAGUGGGACUUUCUGGAGAGGCACAGGCAAUGAAUUUCUAAAUGACCCAGUUCAACGAAAUGGAAAUUUCCGUGGGUAUUACGGUUAUGAAAAUGGAGGGUUGCAAAACACCCCAAACCUGAACGGGAAACAAUUAGGAAAUGGAAAUAUACAGAAUCCAUAUGUGUCUCGGCAAGAGGGAUCAAUAGAAGUUACACAGAACCCCAAUGGUUUUGAUUCACAAGGCAAUUCAGUGUCUCAGGGAAACGCAAAUCAGAAUUCUAUGCAAAGUUAUGCACAGUAUCAGCAAAACACCAAUGGUCAUCAGCAGAACCCUAAUUAUGGACAAUAUCAACAGAAUUCUAGUUAUGCAUAUGGACAAUAUCAGCAACAACCUAGUUAUGCGCAAUACCAGCAACAGCCUAGUAUUGGGCAAUACCAGCAAAGCCCCCGCGUUGGACAAUAUCAGACAAAUUCAGAUGCUUUUCAAAAUACGAUAGUGGAUUCUCACGUGGGAAGUGAGUCAAAAUCUGAAGGGCAAUUGAUUGAGGCUUCAGAAAAUAGCCCGUCUAGUUCUAGUCUUGAAGAGUUGGAUCGUUUUUGCAAGGAGGGGAAAGUUAAGGAGGCUGUGGAGAUCUUGGGACUGCUAGAGAAGCAGCAUGUUCAUGUGGAUUUGCAUCUCUAUUUACAGUUAAUGCAGGCAUGCGGUGAGGCUAAGGCUCUACAAGAAGCAAAAAUUGUUCAUGACAACAUUACAAGAUUAUUGCCUCCUCUGAACGUGAGUACGUACAACAGAAUCUUGGAGAUGUAUUCUAAAUGUGGUUCUAUGGACAACGCAUUUUUGGUUUUCAACAAGAUGCCUAACCGGAAUUUGACAUCAUGGGACAUUAUGAUAACAUGGCUGGCUAAGAAUGGUAUCGGGGAAGAUGCCAUCGAUCUAUUUACCCAAUUCAAAAAAGCAGGCUUGAAACCUGAUGGCCAAUUGUUUAUUGGGGUUUUAUACGCUUGCAGUGUAGUGGGAGAUGUUAAUGAAGGAUUGCUGCAUUUUGAAUCAAUGAGCAAAGAUUAUGGUAUUGUCCCAAAUAUGGAUCAUUAUGUGAGUGUAGUAGCUAUGCUAGGAAGUACGGGCUAUCUGGAUGAAGCUUUGGAAUUCAUUGAAAAGAUGCCAUUGGAACCUAACGUCGAUGUUUGGAAGACCUUGAUGAAUCACUGCAGAGUUCACGGCCAGUUGGAGCUUGGGGACCGCUGUGCGGAGCUUAUUGAGCGGCUAGAUCCCUCCUGCUUAGAUGAGCAGUCAAAGGCUGGCCUUAUUCCUGUAAAAGAAUCUGACCUGGUAAAGGAGAAAGAGAACAAAAAAUUGGCAGCACAAAAUCUUUUAGAAGUCAGGAGCCGAGUCCAUGAAUAUCGAGCAGGUGAUAAAUCUCAUCCUGAGAACGAUGAGAUUUAUGCUCAACUUAGGGGUUUAAGGGAACAAAUGAAGGAGGCUGGUUACAUUCCGGAGACUAGAUUUGUGCUACAUGACAUAGAUCAGGAAGGCAAGGAAGAUGCUCUGCUUGCCCAUAGUGAGCGACUUGCUCUCGCUCAUGGCCUCAUCAGCAGCUCAGCUCGUUCAACUAUUAGAGUAAUCAAGAAUCUUCGUGUUUGUGGUGAUUGCCAUAACGCGUUGAAGAUCAUUUCGAAAAUUGUAGGCCGAAAACUCAUCAUGCGAGAUGCUAAGAGGUUCCACCAUUUCGAAGACGGCUUGUGCUCUUGCCGAGAUUAUUGGUGAACAAAUGAGACUAGAUUUAUUCUAUCUCAGGUAUUGUUACAAACUGAGUUUUGAGUACUUGAAAUGCAGCCAUAAACCGCUUCCUAUA
Molecule: messenger RNA, 2408 nt
Organism: Pyrus x bretschneideri (Chinese white pear)
Lineage: Eukaryota; Viridiplantae; Streptophyta; Magnoliopsida; Rosales; Rosaceae
Product: pentatricopeptide repeat-containing protein At4g32450, mitochondrial
Exons: 3
Coding region: 179-2320 (713 amino acids)
Biological process (GO): RNA modification
Molecular function (GO): zinc ion binding; protein binding; RNA binding
Source: RefSeq, a predicted model, not a curated record